UGAAGUGUACCUCCAUUAUACGAAACGACACUGACACUUACCGAAAAAAAUCGUAACGCGUUUCGUCAAACCUUCAUAAUUAUAGAUUUUGCGUUUUCGUAUUAUUAUUAUUAUUAUUAGCGUUGCUGGGAGUUAAACUUAAAGGCAAAAAGACAUCGUAGAACUAGCUGUCUUAGCAGGUGAACUUAAAUAAUAGAUUCGCAUGGGCUUGUGAUGUUUCUAGCGCCAUGCACGGGGAUCAGAAAUAAGAAGGUGACCGAGGAGGGAGCAUGGGCCGAGCUGAGCUUUCGGUAAUCCCGCACGGCUCCGGUAUAAAUCAGUCUAGGGGAACCGGCCAUUGGAGAUGAGGCUGGGUGAAAGGCGGGGUUAAUGCGCUCAAUGGAGGCUGUUGAUUCUCAGUAGGUGCUGGGCGAUGCACCGACGGACACACGGCGAGUGCAUGGAGGCUCGGUAGUGGGUAUAAAUAUUAAAAGCCAGGGAAAGGAGGGGCCAGCAGUCAUCCGUUUGCAGUUUGCGAGAUGUCGACCGAUUUUGCAACAGAGCCGAGAGCCCGGGAAAUCGGGAUAGGGGUGGUUUGCCAGUAUAAUUCAGUUGAUCUCUGACUAAUGUGAAAUUAAAAGUGAAAUACUUCUUUUUUUUGGCGAGAAAUCCCUCGCACGCAAUCGGAGGCAAAGGUGCCUCUCUAUGGAAUAGGAAAUGAGACAAGUUCACGGCGCUCUCUACAAAAUAUGCGAAAACUAUUACAAGUUGGGAUCUUUAACCGCGUUUUUGUGCAUCGGUGUGGCGCUAGCUAAAGUGUUGUAGUUCGAAGAUUUAAAGAUAUUAAUUUCAGACAUAUUUCCGGAAUCUAGCUAAAUUUGCUCUUUUAUGAUUAGCUCGCAUAUCGUUUUAUUUUUUCUUUUUCACAAGCGUGUUAAAAACUGUAGUUUAAUUUAGCCUAUGUAGACAGUAUCAGAAUUUGAGGUUAAAAUUCGCGAGGGAUGCGCACGGAAAGCAGCAGCGCUGUGCCGGCUGCGGACGGCGGCGCAGACGCGCUCGGACGCGGGGACGCGGAGUCCAAUGGUCAAGCGGAGCCGCGGAGGUGCGAGAGACCGCCUGGGGCGGGGGAUCAAUCGGCCGCCUCCGAAAUGGACCCGUCCACACAGGAGCCGGCCAGUAUGUCGGGGAAGCGAGAUGAAUAUAAGGGGGGAACGGGUAAAAGUAAAGAAGACCACAACGUGCACCUCAUCGAGGCGGGAUGCGUGGACGAAACUCCGGCGUGUUCAGACUCCGGCACCCAUGAAGCAGAGCCUGGGGACGCCGGAGCCGGAUUCGCUCCGCCCGAGGGUGGCUUCGGCUGGCUUGUGGUCUUCGCGGCAACCUGGUGCAACGGCUCGAUCUUCGGGAUCCAGAACUCCUUCGGUAUCCUGCACAUGAUGCUGGCGAAGGACCACGGAAGCGCGAGUGACGACGCUUCCCAGUUUAGAGUGGCCUGGGUCGGGGCCCUAGCCAUGGGCAUGAUUUUCUUCUGCUCCCCCGUGGUCAGCAUGUUCACCGACCAUUUCGGCUGCCGGAAAACGGCGGUGAGCGGCGCGCUAGUGGCUUCCGUCGGACUCCUGGCCAGUUCCUUCGCCACAUCUCUGGGCCUCCGCUACUUCACGUACGGGAUCCUCUUCGGUUGCGGUUCCUCUUUCGCGUUCCAGCCCUCUCUGGUCAUCCUGGGCCACUACUUCCGACGCCGCCUGGGCCUGGCCAAUGGAGUGGUGACGGCGGGGAGCAGCUUGUUCUCCAUGGGCCUGCCCGUCCUGCUCAAGAAGGUGGUGGAGCCACUGGGGCUCCAGCGGACGUUCCAGGUGCUCAGCGUCUUCAUGGUCGUCCAGGCCCUGCUGGCACUCACUUUCCGCCCGCUGCUGUCCAGCAGCGACCACGGUGCCUCACCCCAGGAUGGUGGCGGCUGCUGGAGAGGAGACCUCUCCCAGAUAAGGAAGUACUUCAACCUGAGAGUGUUUCACAUCACCACCUACAGGGUGUGGGCCUUCGGGGUGGCUACAGCCGUACUGGGAUACUUCGUUCCCUACAUUCAUCUGAUGAACUUCGUAAAGGAGCAGUUCAAAGAGACUGAGAAGGAGUGGAUCCUGCUGGUCUGCAUCGGGGCGUCUUCCGGGGUGGGCCGGCUCGUCUCCGGGAGAGUCGGAGACCUCAUUCCUGGCCUCAAGAAGAUCUACAUGCAGGUAGCCUCCUUCAUGGUGCUGGGCCUCAUGUCGGUGAUGAUCCCUCAGUGCCGUGUCUUUGAAGGCUUGGUGGUCGUCUGUCUCCUCCUGGGCCUCUUUGACGGCUGCUUCAUCACCAUCAUGGCUCCGAUUGCCUUCGAGCUGGUGGGACCCAUGCAGGCCUCCCAGGCCAUUGGCUACCUCCUGGGGCUCAUGGCAGUGCCCAUGACUGCUGGACCUCCCAUUGCCGGACUCCUCCAUGACUACUUUGGGAAUUACCAUGUGGCAUUUUACCUUGCUGGGGUCCCCCCCAUGGUGGGGGGUUUUGUGCUCUUCUUCGUUCCCCUCAUCCACCUGCGGAUGCAAAGGGCUCAGAACGGCUCAGACGCGGACCAGAUCUCGGACAAGAUGCUGUCAAAUCCCAGCCACUGCGCCAACGGGGACAUGCUGCCCGGCUUCACCGACGUGGAGACGCACAUCUGAACCAGGUCACUAUGGAAAGGAAUCCUGCUAACCCCUGGCACAUGAUUACAUGCUAGACCCCUUCGUGUGGAAUCAAGGCUCUCCCCACUGUACUAAGCAUGUUUUCGCAUUUGGAAGACCUUGGCCUGCAAGCCAACAAUCAUACAACCUUGUUUCCCUCAUAACCCACUAAACCUCAUCGGACCUUGCAUCGCAAAGAACUUCGAGGGCACCGUGUUGCACAGUCUACCCUCACGAGCUGCUGAUUAUGGAGACGGGUAGGGGUCAUACUAGCGCGGGUGGAAGGCUGGGGGCCAUUGGCGAAGGCCGAUGUUGGUCUCUGGGCCCCUGAAAAAGUUGUGUUCCAUAUAAAGUUAGAUUUUUCUGACACACUUGUGUUAUGGGUCUGCUUCUUCACAUGAUUUAUUUCGGCUCUUUAAUUGUCAUGUCUGUGAUAGUGGUUAAUUCCUAUGUGUGCUUCUGAACGAUUUUUUUUUUUUAGCUUUUAACUGAGAUUCAUGCUUAGGAAGAGAGUAUGAAUGAAAACAAACAAAAUGGCGUAAUCCCGACACAAGAAUGCUUCCAGCUUGAUUGAGUCUGUCAUUUGGUUAUACGGAAUUGUAGGAUUGGUUUCAAUGCUUUUUCGCACUUUAAAAAAAAUAUAUAUAUCAAUUUUGUUGUAUUCGUGGGUAAAUUUAUACAGAAUAUUUUGCCAUUGCAGAUUUUGUAAGAAUAUUCGAGUAUUUUCACUUUAAAUUGGCAAAUUAUGUCUUGUGAAAUGAAGCAUGGUAUGUUCUUAAAUGGUUCCGAUUUUGAAAGGAUCUUAAUGAAAUGAGAAUGAAGACCCCCCCUCGCCCCCCAAUGUAAGAACAAAUUAUCAAUAGUGUAAUAGUCUGGAAAACCAAACGUUUUUGAGGUUAUAUGUAACAUUUUGAUUGUAUGUUGUCACCUGUAUAUGGGUAUUAUGCACAUGUAGGUAUAUGCAGAACUUUGCAAUACUUAGUUACGGAGUUAAGAUGGGUUACUGGGCGUCCCCUUAGCGUGCACUUAACCCCAGAGAUGCCCCUUCUUGGAGGUUGUGUGUUGUGACAAGCAGAAACCGGCAAGCUCAUUUUUUAAUCAACAAUUAACGUUCUCAAUUAAAGCCAAUCUCCCAGCACGACUCGUCACCACAGCCUUGGUUGAGAGAUAAUUUAUGUCCUGCAGAUGAUUGCUUAGGGACGGUAGGCAGCUUAAAUUGUUGCUGGUUUGGUGAUUUAGAAGCAAGGUCAGCUGACUUAUCUGGCUUUUUGUGUGUGUGUGUCUGUGUCAAAGAAUGACUCGUAGUCUAUCGUUCGGGGUCGUGAAGUGUUUAAGGAGGUUAUAAGUUUCACUACAUGGGGAUUAUGUGAGAGCUGUGGCUCCGGAAAUGGGUUGUGUCAUCGUUUGUAGUGCAGUCCUGCAGGGCUGGAUACGUGGGCUGCUGUUAGUGAGAAGACCUUCCAUUCUGCCCAUCUUUGUACAGGCACUGAUGUGUUAACAAAGUUUUUCAGGUAUUGCCUUGGCAUCAGGCAUUGUAAUCAGCAAAAGCACGUGUGCCUGCAAACUCUCCAGAAGGAGUGGCCUGUGUGGACAGCGAGUUUGCCGCAGUAUGAUUUCUCUUGUAUUUUUAUUUUGUACCGCGUGAGAGCUGCUGGUGUGACUGGUUUGGUAGUUCAAGACCAACCUACAUGUACACCUCCAGCGUCUGUCAGUGAGUGCCUCUAUCUUAGGCUUUGUUCUUUAUGUUGUGUGUGUGUGUUUUUUUUUUUUUUUACAUGAAUGGGCGUCUCAUGCGUAAGAGAGAAUGUUUAGAUGUGGCCCAUUGCUCCUCUGACCAUUAUCUUAUUCACAAUGCUUUGUUUUCUGGGCGUUGCUUUCCUCCCUGGCUGUAUUUAUGUAAGGGGGAAACUGAACAACAACGUUUGGCCCUCGGCUCAGUGCCAGCGACAGGGCUGGAUAUCACUCAGGAUUCAUUAGUCAUUCCGUUACCUGUUUUUCCGAUCCCUUUUUGUGUUGUCUUCAGAGGAUGUUACCUGUUGAAAAACUGCAGUCAGAGACUGGUUUAUAUUGCAAAUAUAUGUUGGCAGUUUUUUAUUUUUUAUUUUUGGUAUAAUUUCUGGUCACGUGACACUUCUGCUCAUUUCAAGGUGAGAUUGUUCUGGGACGCUUUAGUUGCUAAGGAGUGUUAGGAGUCAGUAAGUAGAUGUAACGGUCCUGCGAAUCUUUGAUCGAGGGAUGAACACAUACCUCAGAGAUAUUGUGAAUGCCGGUUAGUCACAUGAUUGUCAAAAUCAGCACAGGACAGUAGAUUGUGAGUCAAGAAGUUGAUCAUGUGCCCGAAAGAUUGCAAGUUAGUUAUAGUAAAAGGGGUGUCCUGUGCUUUGUACCCUAGAACAAGGUACCUCAACUGAAAUUUUGUAGCGAUUCAUAAUGAGAUAAUGUAAUAAAUGUUAGAGGCUCAUAGUGUAACACCUUAAUAUGUGAAUAAAUAUCAUUACAUUAUUAAGUAAGGAGUUUUUAUUACAUCAAAAGUUAAUUAUGAAUUACUACAUUUUGGUUAUCAUUUUAUUACAUUAUGAGUCACUAGAAACGAAACAGGUAAACAAUUAAACUGUAAGCAGUUGCAUUUAAGUCCAGUAAUAAACCUUCAGUGCUUGUUUAGUAUAUAGCUGUGUGAACAAAGAUGGGUAAUGUUUGGUCAUUUGUACUUCUGUGAAGAGAUGACGCUUUCAGAGUCACCUGCACCUAAAGUGUCGUUCAGUUCCAUUCUGUUGGUACGGUUCUGCUACUCUCUACUCUAUCAUCAAGGAAAAUACCGUUUUUUUUUUUUAAUCUUUUGUUUACAAGUGAAGCACUUGGUUCUAGGCACCUUGUUUGAAUGCUUCUUUGCAUGACAGCAAUUAAUGUGGUUUUGCUAUAUAUUGCAAUGUUAAAUAGAGAUUGCCGUUUAAACACGCGGUUAUGGUGUGGUAAUGUGUAUCUGGGGUCUUCAGCAUUGUGCUCCUCAUCCAGUUUCAUUCAUUUUCUUUUGUAGAUAAUGAGAGAGGAUAGUUAGCCAAAGGGUAUUUGGCGAUGGGCUCUCUGUCGAGAGAUUUUACUGUAGUGUCAUUUAAAACAUUUAGUUUAACCCGCUGAUGCUGCACUUUAGAUGCGCUUAAAAAAUUUGAUAGACUUUUCUCUUGAAGUAAUUUAGAUAUGAACAAAUGUACAGUAUAUCGAGGGAUACACACAAAUUUUUUGCACUACAGUAACAAAUUAUAUAACAAAAAUGUGAAACAAACAAAAAAAAGAUUUUCGAAUGCAUUUUGGCAUAUUGUCCAUGCCAAGAACUGAAGUUGUUCUGCAGAAUCGUGGAAUGCUUCAGUGGAACUUGGCACUUAAACCAAUCCCUGUAUCUCUGCAUUCUGUCCUUUUACUUGCUAUUGGACCAUGGAAGGCAUGGUUUGUGCCAAAACCACCCACAUUGUCUCAUGCAUGAUCGCAAAAGUCAUUAAAUUUCCUUCUCUUAGAAGGAACUUCUGGAGGGAGAUGUUGAGCUGUUUAAGAAGAAAACAAUUGAUACAACUGAAAAAGGAUGAAAAAAAAACAAAGGGGUAGACUUACAUUUUUGUAAAUGGGCGAUACUAAUAUAUGUAUAUAAAUAAUUGUGGAAAGUGCCAAAAGUUACCAAAAAUGUCGUUAUUGAGUAUAAAAAAUGACAUUUAUUUUUUGUAUCUGCCUUGCUUUCUGCAUUAUUGUGUAUUUUUAUUGUCUUAAUCAUGGACUAUGCAUGCAUGUAGCUGCCCGACUGAUGGAGAUUAUGAUUGACGAGUGGAGCGUGGAGUGCUCUCACUGCCGAGGGAGAGCACACUCAGACCAGGAUGGCUGUACACUUAGCAUAUUCCUACUCCUGGGAUUUUAUGAGUCAGCUUUUUCCAGUGCUUUUAAAAAAAUCAUGUUUAUUGGAUUUCUUACUAUUAUAGGGUCUCUUUCUGAGAAGCAGAUAAUCAUUGAAGUCAAGUUAAUUCUAUCUUAUUGUUUUAUUGCAAUUUUUAUAAAUGCAGAUUUAGACUUUUCAUCGCUUUUCAAAAUUUGUUGAAAUUAUGAACUGCAACUGGAAAAAAGACAAAUGAUGUAACAUGGCACAUGCUGGUAGAAUUCCAUGGAAAUCUUUUAUGGAAUCUAUUGUAAAUUGUUAGUUUUUUUUCUGCAUAACAGCAUUUGCAGUGACAGGAAGGCUUGCGGAUGAAUUUCCAGGGAAACUUAAUUUGAAAUAUUUUCCUACGUGUCUAAGUAUAUAUUUUUCAAUAAAAUGUAUCCCUAAUUAUACAAUUUAACAGCCACUUUUGGCAGCCAAGAUCUGAAUUCUACAAAAAAAGGAAAUCUGCUUAAGAGUGCAGAGGUGGUAUUAUUAUAGCUUUUCUUCUUUUAUAGAACGCAGUUGUAAAAUUCCAGCAAACAUGCUGAGAAUCAAGCUACAAAUACAUGUUUCUGUAAUUUAAUAAAUGCCGUUUUCUGUUUUUUGUAUAUAUUUCUAUAUUAUAUGUGGAACAACACACUGUAACUUCUUCAUACCGGGACAGAACAUCUCUGAUUACGACACCAUUCUGAAAAAAAUGGUUGUGGUUCUUUCUGUAAAACCUGUACAAUAAUUCUGGAUCAUUAAGUCAGUUACCUUUUUAUGCUGCUAGAUGACUAAUUUUAUGUUAACCGGAAAAUAUUUUGGAUCUUCUACAGUAUAAUUGUCUUGUUUUUCUAUUAUAAAUGAAAUAAAACAGAUGUGUAACCCUGUGAAAAAUUUAUUUGUAAUUUUCUGAACAAUAAAUGUGUGUGUUUGCAGUGGA
Molecule: messenger RNA, 7495 nt
Organism: Brienomyrus brachyistius
Lineage: Eukaryota; Metazoa; Chordata; Actinopteri; Osteoglossiformes; Mormyridae
Gene: slc16a2
Product: solute carrier family 16 member 2
Exons: 7
Coding region: 981-2672 (563 amino acids)
Biological process (GO): transmembrane transport
Molecular function (GO): monocarboxylic acid transmembrane transporter activity; thyroid hormone transmembrane transporter activity
Source: RefSeq, a predicted model, not a curated record